CGCUUUCAAAACCGUUGCAUGCUCGCGUUCACAAAUUCCUAACGAAUCGCCGAAUCGAGGGCCAGCAGCUUGUUCGGUGCAUCCACAGGAAACUCUGUGUGAGUGCUGCUGGAACAGAGCAGGUCCUGGAUGUAGGAACUAUGAAUGACUGGCAGAGAAAAAGCCCUCUAGAUUGGGAAACAUAUGUGAACAAAUUGGUGAAAGUUGUUGCAGUUGAGAAACAUGAAUAUGAAGGAUGGGUUUUAACAGUUGACCCAGUUUCUGCCACCAUUGUCCUCGCAACAUUCCCAGAGAACGAGACAGGAUCCAUAUCAUUCGUCAUGGGCCACGCCGUCCGAGAGGUCGAGGUCCUGCAGGAAGGGGACAGCGACACGAAGCAGCACCUCGCUCGCAUCCUCGCGCCCGAGGAAAGCCAGGCCUACAGCCCGGAGGAGCUGGAGAAGAGGAAGAACGCCUUGAAGAUGUGGCUGGAGACGAACCACAUCCCCGUGGGCGAGCAGGGGGAGCUGGGCAGGACGCUGAGCGUGGCGGGGGUGCUGACCAUCGAGCCGCCGUACGGCCCCGAGCAGUGCAGCAGCGCCAACGAGAUCAUCCUGUCCCGCGUGCAGGGCCUGCUGCAGGGCUACCUGCAGCAGCAGCAGCGCUGAGGCUGCUGCUGAAGCCUUUCUCUCUAGGAGCCCUCCUGUUUCAUUGACUCCUGGGUGUCAAUGGUCACUGUUUGCAGAAAAAGCUGCGUUUCGGGUACUUUUUGUCUUUUUUUUUUUUUUUUUUUUUUUUUAAAUGUAAAGGAAGGAAUAAAACAAGAAGUAUAAACUCAAAGCACAGGCGGUUUUUUUUCAUGUGCUGUUGUACUAAGCUGAUUUAUCAGUUUAAUUUCUCGGUUUAGAGUUCUUGUAAUGGUAUUGUAAAAGGUGAUAUAUAAUACAUUUAAACUGUUUUCCCUUUAAAACUAGUUUAAUUAUCUAGUGCUGAAUCUGUUUAGCAGAUUCUUCUUUACUUUUUUAUAGAAUUAUGACAUCUGGACUUCCCAAACCAAAUGAAAAAAAAUGUUCAGAAAGCUGUUUUGUUGUUUUCAUUGCUGUUUGUUUGUUUUUCCUAUUACUGUUUUCCUAGUUUAGAACACAAAUUACAAUGCACGUCUGAGUUUGUAAAAUUAUUAGGGAAGGUUAGCAGGCAAAUAGCAGGUUUAAAAACCUAUCUAUAUUUGUUGUUUUUGAGCAGCAGUACUUGGGAAACCAGUGUUCUGUAAAAGGAAAACGUGUUGCAAUUCAGUAAGUUUGUGUUUCUUAAUGCUCUGUUUCUAGUUUAUGCCAAUACAUGAUGCAGGAAUCAUUAUGUGAUUAUUCCUGAGAUUAUUAAUGCAGUGAGGAACAUUUAGAACCCUCAUUUAUCUCAGUAUAUUUGUUCUGCCUUAUUAGGAGAUAAGCACAUUGGUGUGCUCAAAUGCAGCUGGAAAGUCUGCCUAACCCUUGUUCUUAAAAGGCUCUCCCCAUUUGUGCUGGCAUUUACCUACAAUUACUUUUCAUCUGUCAGGUUUGUGUUGAUUUUUUCUUAAAAAAUGUCUGCUGCACAUCCA
Messenger RNA from Vidua macroura (Pin-tailed whydah), 1576 nucleotides. RefSeq names its product gem nuclear organelle associated protein 6 (gene GEMIN6). Gene Ontology annotation, cellular component: SMN complex; nucleus. The transcript is spliced from 3 exons. Bases 141 to 647 code for a protein of 168 amino acids. The record is from RefSeq and is a predicted model, not a curated record. NCBI's taxonomy places the organism in Eukaryota, Metazoa, Chordata, Aves, Passeriformes, Viduidae. Gene Ontology annotation, biological process: spliceosomal snRNP assembly; spliceosomal complex assembly.